CUCGGGCAGCGGCGCCUCGGCCCCCUGCACGCCCGCCUCCCCCCUGAGAGGCCGCGCCUGGGCUCUGCGGGGCCGCGCACGGCGGAAGGUGGACACAGGGCCGGGCGGCGCGGUAGGACUCCGCGCCUACGCGCCAGUAUUGUGCUGGCGCGGCGGGACUGGGAGUCCUGGGCACCACAAGCAGCCUCUUCUUUCCGAGUUGGGCUCACGAUGGCGGCAGCUGCCCUAGCGGAGGUGAGCAGCCCCGGCAGUAGCAGCAGCGAUACCUCCAGCACGGAAGAGGAGGAGCGCCUCUUCCAGACCUGUGACGGCGACGGAGACGGCUUCAUCAGCAGGAAUGACUUGCUGAUGGUGUGCCACCAGUUGAAUAUGGAGGAAUCCGUUAUGGAGAUCAUGCACCAGCUGGGAGCAGAUGAAAAUGGAAAAAUUUCCUUCCAGGAUUUUAGUCAGUGCCGCAUGGAACUGAUACGAGAAAUCAGGAAGGAGGAAGUGGAACUUUCUGUGAUAUCGGAUGACUUUUUUAAAAAGAAAAAGUUAAGGGAUAGGAUAGCUUCCUGGCCAACUAGCAGCAAUAACAAUUUAGGUGCCUUAUCAGGAGCCAGAGAAAGCUGGGAGUAUGAUUCAGGAACAAGAGACCUUCAGAAUCCAGACAUCCAGAGUCAUUUUACUCUACAAAAAGUGUUGGAGUAUGGUGGAAGCGAUGUGACUCAACAGGCUGUUCUGCAAAGACUUCUAGCUCAGGCCUCAAAUUUUAGCAGCUCUGCUGGAGGAAGCUGCUUAGAACUUGCCAACACUCUUCAUUUGGCAGCCCUGGCUUCAUUAAAGGGAGACAUUGUGGAGCUUAAUAAACGUCUGCAGCAAACAGAAAGGGAACGUGACGUAUUGGAAAAGAAAUUGGCAAAAGCACAGUGUGAGCAGUCCCACCUAAUGAGACAGCACGAAGAUGUGCAGGAGCGAACAACACUACGCUACGAGGAGCGCAUCACAGAGCUGCACAGUAUCAUUGCUGAGUUAAAUAAGAAAAUUGAUCGACUACAGGGAACGACAAUAAGGGAGGAAGAUGAGUAUUCAGAACUGCGAUCAGAGCUCAGCCGAAGCCAGCAUGAGGUUAACGAAGACUCAUGCAGCAUGGACCAGAAUUCUGUUUCAGUACCAGAGAAUCAGUCCACCAUGGUCACUGCAGACAUGGAUAACUGCAGUGACUUGAAUUCAGAACUGCAAAGAGUGCUGACAGGUCUGGAAAAUGUUGUAUGUGGGAGGAAGAAAAGCAGCUGCAGUUUAUCAGUAGCAGAAGUGGAUAGACAUAUUGAACAACUCACUACUGCCAGUGAACAUUGUGAUUUAGCCAUUAAGACCGUAGAAGAGAUUGAGGGUGUACUGGGACGUGACCUUUAUCCAAAUCUGUCUGAGGAAAGAUCUCGAUGGGAAAAGGAGCUAGCUGGCUUGCGAGAAGAGAAUGAGAGCCUCACAGCCAUGCUGUGCAGCAAAGAGGAGGAGCUGAACAGAACCAAGGCCACCAUGAACGCUAUUCGUGAAGAAAGGGACAGACUCCGUAGAAGGGUUCGAGAACUGCAGACGCGUUUGCAAAGUGUGCAGGCAACAGGCCCAUCCAGCCCAAGUCGUCUCACUUCUGCCAACCGACCCAUUAACCCCAGCACAGGAGAGCUGAGUACAAGCAGCAGUAGCAAUGACAUUCCUAUAGCUAAGAUUGCUGAGAGAGUGAAGUUGUCAAAGACAAGAUCAGAGUCUUCAUCAUCUGAUAGACCUGUCUUAGGAUCAGAAAUCAGCAGCAUAGGGGUUUCUAGUACUGUGGCAGAACAUUUGGCACAUUCCCUCCAAGACUGCUCAAAUAUCCAGGAAAUCUUCCAGACCCUUUAUUCACAUGGAUCUGCUAUCUCUGAAAGCAAAAUCCGUGAGUUUGAAGUGGAAACAGAGAGAUUAAAUAGCCGUAUUGAGCACUUGAAAUCCCAGAAUGACUUGUUGACAAUAACACUGGAAGAGUGCAAGAGCAACGCUGAGAGGAUGAGCAUGCUCGUUGGGAAGUAUGAGUCCAAUGCCACAGCCCUCAGGCUUGCUUUGCAGUACAGUGAGCAGUGCAUAGAAGCGUAUGAGCUGCUCUUGGCAUUGGCAGAAAGUGAACAGAGUCUCAUUCUUGGGCAGUUCAGAGCUGCAGGUGUUGGUUCUGUUGGGGACCAGACAGGUGAUGAAAACAUCACUCAGAUGCUUAAGAGAGCUCAUGACUGCAGGAAGACAGCUGAGAAUGCAGCAAAGGCCUUGCUGAUGAAGCUAGAUGGGAGCUGCGGGGGAGCCUAUGCAGUCACCGGCUGCAGUGUGCAGCCCUGGGAAAGCCUGUCAUCCAACAGCCACACAAGUACUACCAGCUCAACUGCAAGCAGCUGUGAUACAGAAUUUACAAAGGAGGAUGAGCAGCGGCUGAAGGAUUAUAUCCAGCAGUUGAAAAAUGACAGGGCGGCAGUGAAGCUGACAAUGCUGGAGCUGGAAAGCAUCCACAUUGAUCCCCUUAGCUAUGAUGUUAAACCUCGUGGAGACAGCCAGAGGCUAGACCUGGAAAAUGCAGUCUUGAUGCAGGAACUUAUGGCAAUGAAGGAGGAGAUGGCAGAGCUCAAGGCACAGCUUUACCUGCUAGAGAAGGAGAAGAAGGCAUUGGAAUUGAAACUGAGCACUCGAGAAGCCCAGGAGCAGGCCUACCUCGUCCACAUUGAGCAUUUGAAGUCUGAAGUGGAAGAGCAAAAAGAGCAGAGAAUGAGGUCUCUCAGCUCAACCAGCAGUGGAAGCAAAGAUAAACUGGGCAAGGAGUGCAGCGAUGGCACAGCAGCACCACCACUAACACUGGCUGAACUAAGGCCGUACAGCGAGAGCGAACUGGCAGCCGAGCUAACCAACGCACUUCGGCGGGAGAAGAAACUAAAAGCUAGAGUGCAAGAGUUAGUAAGUGCUUUGGAAAGACUCACGAAGAGCAGUGAAAUCAGACAUCAGCAGUCUGCAGAAUUUGUUAAUGACCUUAAAAGGGCGAACAGCAACUUGGUAGCAGCAUACGAAAAAACAAAGAAGAAGCAUCAAAACAAGCUGAAGAAACUGGAAUCGCAAAUGAUGGCUAUGGUAGAGAGACAUGAAACACAAGUAAGGAUGCUGAAACAAAGAAUAGCUCUACUAGAAGAAGAGAACUCCAGACCACACACCAAUGAAACUUCACUUUAAAUGCAUCUCUUUCAAAGAUGCUUAGUGCCAUUACAAAUUUCUUUCUUUUGGAGGCUGUCUUUUAGGUAGCUUCUAAUGCUAAAAGCUCUGUUAAUGCUGACACACUUAAGCACCUUCUCUGGGAUUCCACAGAGGUGUCAUGGGGAUAAUGUAAGUGUUAACCUUAAGGACUGUUUCGUAACAUAAAAUGGCAGUGCCUGAAUUAUCAUGCUAUAAUUAUGUAUGUUGUCUAUGUCACUAUGUCUGUAUUCCUACAGCUUCUCUUCCAUUUUGUGUAUGUCCCAUUGGUGACAGUGUCACAUAGCAAAAUAAUUAAUGUUAAGAAGUUUUAAUUUGGGCAGUUUGGAGAUAAUCUGAGUGCAUUCCCUAUCCUUGAGCUCCCUCUGCAUGUAACUCUGUACUGUACCCUCAAGACUUGCUGCUGCAGUUAAAUCAACUAAAUAGGCAGCUACAGAGUGGGGAUAGGCUGGCUUGCUUUGUUUGCACUGAGCUUGUAGUAGUACUGUUGCUCACAGUGCAGAUCAGGUGGGUAAAGUCCUGUAGAUGUGGAAAAAAGAAACAAACAUGAAGAAACCCCAGUUGAAUCUCUGAAAACUACAAUAAUGGUGUAUUUCUUACCGUUUUUAAGAGGGCUGUGAGUUUCACCUUGACAGAUAGGUAAGUCUGUGCCAAGGUUGGGUAGGAAACUAUAGGAGAUCUCCUGGUAUUUAUAUUGCAUGGUGUUUGCAAUUAUUUUGUGAAACAGUUGGUUUUUCUUGUUAAUACAUAAUAGCCAAAGUUUUUUUUAAGAAGCUGGGUCAUUUUUGUCACGUAUAUAGUGCUUAUUACAGCUUUUCUGUGAUCAAGAGCUAGAAUGUCUUUUUAUACUUGUUUUGACCAAAAUAGGUACUUAUUAGGAAUGUACCUGUUUAAUAUUGAAUAUGUAGGCACAAAACUAUAAACGUGUAGGUGUAUGGAUAUACAGUCACGAACAGAAUGUGAAGUCUUCAUACAGCUGCUUUGGUUAGCUUUUCAUUACUGCUAACAUUCUCUUCUUUUGUUCAAGUCAGAUCAUGUUACUGUUAUCAAACUGACUGCAUGGACAGUGUUGGCCUAUUACAGAAAUGAACUUUUGAGGGAAUCUCAUUUCAGGAGUUGUUUAUCUUUUUUGCUUUACAUGCUGAGUUGCACUUCAAGUUUUAUUCGUAUUUAGAAUUAUGGUAAUUCCCCUCCUUUAUUCCUCUGAUUUUUAGUACUACAGAAGUAUUUUUAGGGGACUUCAACCAUGUUUGUCUGCUUUUAGGUUAGGCCAGGCAGCCAAGACAGGGGAAAUUUGUGCUCAGAAUAUGGGAUUAUUGUUAAGUUUUGGCUACAUCUGAAACUGCAGCAGCUGCUGUUCAUGACAUCUUAUUACUGUAGCUACUGUUUUCUUCUUUUCUUAGGAUAGUGAUUCCUACUUCUCUAGAGUUAGAUAUGUCAGCUACAAAGGCAACAUCAUUCAUGGUAAAAUUGCAAUAGCCAGUUAAAACAAUGCUGAUUUCAAAAUCAAGUUUAAGUAGCGAUGCCCCAAGAUUGGUUUUGACCAGUCCUCUUUCUCAAAGGUAACCGCACUUCUUAAUUUCUAAUGCAAAUGGAACUGUUGGAAAACCCAUCUCUUGAAGAAGAAGGCAUGUUGAAUUCUUACUGUCUUAACGGUUUUGCAAAGUGUCUGUGGUGUUUCUUUUUUGGCUGACAAGUUUCUCACCAACAGGAAUGUGAGGUUUUGUCAUAAGCUUCAGUGGAAACACACUUGUUUCUGAAAAAAACCACACAAUUAUCCCACAUGUCCUGUGGAAAAAAAAGCAGUUACAGUUUUGUCUUUUUACGUCUGAAACACCCACAUCACUUGAGGUCAUCUCAGACUGUCCAAUGUGAAAUACGUUCCUCUUAAGAUGACUAGGAAUUCCUGCUGCACUCAAUUUCGUCUUGGGCUCAAGUUCUUUCUGUUUCUUGGUGGCUUAAAGAAGCUGUUAAAACAGUGAAGCUUAAAACAUUUUAAUUGGAACACUAUCUUGAAAGAAAAGAUACAAAUUAUGGAAAUGUAUAAUUCAGCCAAGGCAGAAAAGCCUGCAGUGUCCCUCAACGUCCUUUUCAGGCCUAAUGCUUUGCUGGUUCUGCACAAACUGAACAUUGCUUUACUACAUUUAAUGCAUCUACCCCCUGCCAACUGUGCUGGAACAAUGUUUUAAAUAAAUUAUAAAUCAUUAGUAAAUGUAAGCCACUCCUCCUUCCUUCCCCUGGGGCUUAUAAAUGAAAAAGUAAGACUGGUAAUCACACAGCCUCAGCAAUAGUGGUUUGUCAGGCCACCAGUUGUUUUGCCUAAGCUGCUGCUUCAUGUGUUGGGGUACUGAAAGGCACCAGUAGGAAGUGGUGAAAGGUUUACUGUUACUGUGAAAACUCUUUAUAGUAUAAGCAAUUAGCUGCAGUUGCAGCAUUACCUGUCAAAAUAGCAUCAACCCCGAGGAUAAAUGCUAAAAACCUAACUCAUUUCACACAUCUGUUUGAAGUACCACCAGCACACCAACCUACAGCCAAGUGUGCAACUCCCAGCACAGCAGCCUGUCUCACUUCACAGUUACUGCAGAAAUAAUACAUUUGCAAAGCAAGAAUAGGUGGUUCUCACCAACAGAACCCAAGUUUUUCACUCAUUAAUUAAUCUUAGGGUGGUUUUUUUAAUUUUCUAAGUCACCAGGGUGCAUGAAAAUUUCUAUUUCACAGUGUGUUAUGAAAAGUACUUUUUUUUUCCCCCCUAAUAAAAUGUAUAACUUCACCAGCUUGAAUGUACUGUUAGCUAUUGCAAAGCACAUGUGACUUAAGUUGGCAUUGUCAGUAUUGUUCUACUGGUUUUAUUAGGAUUUUCUCCUCCUUUAAUACUGUACCAUGCAAUUGUAAUUUUAGAAACUUUUCACCUUAUUGGAUUAGCUUUACGUGUGUUGCUGCUUUUUAGUUUCCUAGCUGCUGUAAAAUAGCUAUUUUGUGUUUGAUAUAGAAUUGUAAAAACUGCAUUUAUUUAUACA
Molecule: messenger RNA, 6254 nt
Organism: Colius striatus (speckled mousebird)
Lineage: Eukaryota; Metazoa; Chordata; Aves; Coliiformes; Coliidae
Gene: MCC
Product: MCC regulator of WNT signaling pathway
Biological process (GO): negative regulation of canonical Wnt signaling pathway
Cellular component (GO): cytoplasm
Molecular function (GO): calcium ion binding
Source: RefSeq, a predicted model, not a curated record